This is a messenger RNA of Adelges cooleyi (spruce gall adelgid), 2285 nucleotides long. RefSeq names its product zinc finger protein 883-like. The transcript is spliced from 6 exons. Bases 320 to 2128 code for a protein of 602 amino acids. The record is from RefSeq and is a predicted model, not a curated record. Gene Ontology annotation, molecular function: DNA-binding transcription factor activity, RNA polymerase II-specific; RNA polymerase II cis-regulatory region sequence-specific DNA binding. Gene Ontology annotation, biological process: regulation of transcription by RNA polymerase II. NCBI's taxonomy places the organism in Eukaryota, Metazoa, Arthropoda, Insecta, Hemiptera, Adelgidae.
AUUAUCAAAUGGCUCAUAGCUGUAGCGUUCCUUUGUUUGCAAUAGAAAUUAUGUCUGGCUCGAGAUGAACCUGUUUAUUUGACAAUUUAAAUAAUAAUUAGUUGUGCAUUUACAAUAUAGUAAAAUAAAUAUUAGGCUAAUCGUGUGUUAUUGUAGCUGUAAGUUGUUCAAGUGUCUUGCUAGCCGAUCCCUAACCAGCCAGGUGUCUUUAUAGCUGUCUUUAUUAGGUGAGAAGCGGGACCAGAAUUAAUAUCGGAACAGACAAUUGAACUGCAAUAAAACAAUCAUCUGAGUAGAGGAAGUAUAUGAACAGAAUAAAAUGAACCGUACCAAAGCCGAUGAAGAAAAAACAAAAUCGACUUUCAAUGAUAAGGCAGAAAUUAGUGUAAAUACCCAGACUGGUCCUCAAACGAUAGUUAACAGCAACACAUACAAUGUUAACAAAGCGAAAAAUAAAAUUGAAAUACACAAACCAGUUAAUUAUUACCACGAGGCCAGGGAAUCGUAUAAUAUUUUCUCAACAAAAGCGAAUGGACUUCAAGAGACAUUUGACGGCAAUACUUACAAUAUUAGAGAAACAAUUGUGAAAACGGAAGCAGAUUUAGUGGAAGGCAAUUAUUUUGAGUCUGUGAUCGAAUUUGAAAAACAAGGCCUUUUUGAUGUUCAUAUGUCGAACUACGGUUUGGAUAAAAUUCAGACAUUUAUUUGCGACCUUUGCAAAGAAUCGUUUACUUCUAAAAGGAAUGUGGCCCAACAUAUUAAUGAAUCGCACAGAAUCCAGAAAUGUACUAAAAAACAUGUCAGAAAUACACUUGGAAUUAAAUCAGUUCCGAAGAAAAACAGUAAAAAAUCGAAAAACCCGCAAUCGUUCCAUUGUGACUUGUGUCAAACGUCGUACUUUACUAAAAUUCAAAUAAUAUUACAUAAAAUACAAGUCCACCAAAGUUCAACAAAUAAAACCUCUCUCCGAAAGUGUAAAUCUAAAUUUCGCAAUCAAACACUACGUAAACGCGUGGACAUUGGUGAGAAGCCUUACAAAUGUUGUUUGUGCCAAAAGACUUUUUCUCAAAACUCUGACCUUACAAAACAUGCACGCGUACACACUGGUAAAAAGUCCUAUAAAUGUGUGGUUUGCAAUAAGACAUUUUCUCGAAACGCUCACCUUACACAACACGAACGCGUGCACACCGAAGAUAAGCCCUACAAAUGUAACUUGUGCAAUAAGACUUUUUCUUUUAAAACUACCCUUACACUACAUGUACGCGUACACACUGGUGAAAACCCCUACAAAUGUGAUGUUUGCAAUAAGACUUUUUCUCAAAAAGCAAACCUUACAAAACAUACACGCAUACACACCGGUGAAAAACCCUACAAAUGUGAUGUUUGUAAUAAGACUUUUUCUCAAAACUCUUACCUUACAGUACAUAAACGUGUACACACUGGUAAAAGGCCCUAUAAAUGUGAUGUUUGUAAAAAGACUUUUUCUCGAAACGCUCAUCUUAAAUACCACGAACGCGUACACACCGGUGAAAAACCCUAUAAAUGUGAAGUGUGCAAAAAGACGUUUUCUCAAAAAUGUACCCUUACACAGCACGAACGCGUACACACCGGCGAAAAGCCCUACAAAUGUAACUUGUGCAAUAAGACUUUUUCUAUUAAAACUACUCUUACACUACAUAUACGCGUACACACUGGUGAAAACCCCUACAAAUGUGAUGUUUGCAAUAAGACUUUUUCUCAAAAAUGUAACCUUACACAGCACGAACGCGUACACACCGGCGAAAAACCCUACAAAUGUGAAGUGUGUCAAAAGAGUUAUUCUGAAAAAGGAAAGCUUACCAUACACGAACGCGUACACACCGGCGAAAAACCCUACAAAUGUGAUGUUUGCAAAAAGACUUUUUCUAGAAAAGCAAACCUUACAAAACAUACACGCAUACACACCGGUGAAAAACCCUACAAAUGUGAUGUUUGCAAAAAAACAUUUUCUGAAAAAGGAAGCCUUACAAAUCAUGAACGCGUACACACCGGUGAAAGACCUUUCAAAUGUGAUGUAUGUCAAAAGACUUUUUCGGAAAAAGGGAAACUUACAAAACAUGAACGUUUGCAUGCUAAUAAAAUUCGUUAGACAUUGUGCUUAAAGAUUUUUCCAAAUUAAAAUUAUGUAAUCACAUUCAUGUACCUAAUUUAUUGUCAAAUUGCCUACUAAAUGUGGCAAUUAGUAUUGUGGUUGUCUAUAUAAAAUUACUAUUUUUAUUCUUAUUAAGUCAAAUAAUUAAUUUAAU